AUGAUGUCUGGCGAAGCAUGGCUGUUUUUGCUGGCGGUGUUGGUUAACGCCGUCAACCUGUUCCUGCAGGUCUUCUUCACCAUCAUGUACAGCGAUCUGGAAUGCGACUACACCAACCCCAUCGACCUUUGCAAGAACCUCAACAAGUACAUCAUUCCCGAAGCCGCCGUCCAUGGAUUCCUCACCUUCCUGUUCCUUAUCAAUGGCUACUGGGUACCUUUGAUCCUGAAUCUGCCUCUCCUCGGAUGGAAUGCGAACAAGAUCAUCAACAACACCCAUUUCCUUGACGCAACCGAGAUCUUCCGAAAGCUAAACGUCCACAAGAAGGAAUCUUUCUUCAAGCUCGGUUUCCACCUCGUCAUGUUCUUCUUCUACCUCUACAGCAUGAUUGUCGCUCUUAUCCGUGACGAGUCCUCCUAA
Clonostachys solani is the source of this 420-nucleotide messenger RNA. The record is from the annotation of a GenBank genome assembly. Lineage: Eukaryota; Fungi; Ascomycota; Sordariomycetes; Hypocreales; Bionectriaceae.